Molecule: messenger RNA, 3347 nt
Organism: Penicillium brasilianum
Lineage: Eukaryota; Fungi; Ascomycota; Eurotiomycetes; Eurotiales; Aspergillaceae
Source: the annotation of a GenBank genome assembly
CGCUGUCGCCAACCUAUACGAGAACGGUCUCAAACCCACGCCCGCAUGGUCGGUUAUGACUCGAAUCAGGCUCCCAGUCAUGGACUCAUGAGGCCUCAAUGUGCGGUUUUAUUUUUGGACGCGGAAAAAGAAAGUGGACAGCGGGCCUGGCGGACGCCUCCAAAAAAUUAAUGUAUUCACUCGUUCGUAUUUAUCUGAUUCUCUUUCUGAAGUUUUUCCCUCCCAGGCCCUCGUUAUUAUUCCCAUUAGUUUCUAAUUUCUUCAUCGUCACUCGUUCCUCCUCGCCCUGGGUGAGUGCCAUUAUAAUGGACCCAUUCAAUGAAAAAAGUCCGUUUUCCGGGUUCUCCAUGUUCCAACAACGGGGUCCCGAUGUCUCUCGCUUGCGCCAAUUUCUUAAUCUUCUGGGAUGCCUUAUUGUGAUCCCUAUUUACUCCUUCAUCACCGGCUAUACGCGACACCCGUUGACACUAGAUAUCUUGCUAACGAUAUUUGCGGCGGAAUACAAUCGUUUUGAAAAUGAGAGACGACGGCGACGACUGAACGCCCCAUCGCAGGGUGUUCAAGACCUAGAGAAAGCGAGCUCUCUGCUUACGGACAUCAAGAGAGCCACGGAAUGCAUGGCCGCGAUAGUUGGGUAUCGUGAGGACCCAGGUCUUUUUGCUCGUGCCCUAGCCAGCUACAAAACUGCGGCGGAAUGCCGCUUCAUCCUAGUGGGCGUUGAUGGUGAUGACACUCCAGACAUGGAGAUGGUUCGAGUCUUUCAAGAAGUCUUUCCGGAGAAAUCCGCCGUCAUUCAAAUUGAUGAGCCCCUGGGUGAAGUUGCCAUGAAGACCUUUGAGAAGCUCUCCAAGGUCGAUGGUAACGCCCAGGCUCCCCAGGUCUAUAUGGAAGCUACCAUUGCCCACUGCUGCCAGCUUGCACGCGAGAUUCUCUCUGAGUAUGACCUUGAUCUUGGCGAGGCUGGUGGUAUCACAAGACUGUGUCUCUUCCAGCCCCAUCUACAUAAAAAGGGAAUUAUGUUUUCAGCUUUCAUUUUCUCUAUUGUGAUCUCCGAAAUGCUGGGCAUCGAGUACCUAUGGUCCUCCGAUUCUGACACCAUCAUCAUGUCUGACUCAUUGCGGAGUACCAUUGAAACCAUUGCUGGUGACCCUCAUGUCGGUGGUGGUAGCUCGGGCUUGAUUGUGCACAAUGAGAACGACACUAUCACGACCAAACUCGGCAGUGUAGUUUAUUGGUCUGAGCUGUAUAUGACCCGGUCAACCUCAACCGCCUCUGGAACCAGUGACUGCCAGUCAGGCCCCAGUACCGCAUUCCGAAUCUGCGCUCUCCCAGCCGUCUUAUAUCCAUGGUAUACGCAGACCGUGCUUGGACAUCGAAUGGUCGUCAACGAGGAUCGCCAUCUCACCACCAAUCUCCUCAUGCGCGGGUGGACUGUCACAUAUGUGUCUGACACGUUGACUGCAACUGACACACCCACAACUUUGAGCCGCUGGAUCAUGCAACAAGUUCGCUGGAGCCGAGCCGGUCACAUCGAGUCCUUCCAACAGCCUCAAAUAUACGUCCUCAACAACCCGCUCUUCUUCUGGGCUGCCAUCAAGCGAGAGGCCGGACCCUUGCUUGGAUUUGGCUACAUCCUCUACUACCUCAUCACUGGUCGCUGCUUUGCUUAUUUCAACUGGUACGACGUCGGCAUUCGUAUUGUGUAUACAUUGCUGUACAACUUCUUCCGCAACCCUGACAGAGGGCCAACGAACUAUUGGCUCUGGAUUGGACCGGGUCUGUUGUUUUACAAUAUCCCUCUCCCUAUGAUCCAUCUUUGGAGCCUGAUCACGGUGUUCCAGGAUGGAUGGGGUACCUCUAUGCGCUCGACUAGUGAAAUAACCAAGCGAGACCAAGCAUGGAAACGCUGGAAUGAUUUGGGAUUCUUUGUCGUGUGGAUGGGUAUCGUUGGCGGUACUUUGGCAAGAAUGUUCGCCAACAUGGCUGGCUGGGAUAGCACCAGUGUGUUCCAGGCCAUCGUUUUGGGGAUGAUUGUACCUUCCGCGGUGUCGUUCUAUGGCCUAGUGUUCCGGGAAUGAUUUAGGACGAAUUUAGACUUAUAAAACUCCUCCGCCAAGACCAUACAAUUUCAAACCCUUCAUGUUCAAAGAAACUGUUGGUUGCUGUUGUAAAAUUGGUGAAUAAUUACUUUACGCUGCGUAAAUCGUACCCUCCUUAGCCCCAUUACCCUCACCAUCCAGGAGGUAUCCAAUAAUCCUUCCAAUAACCGUAGUCCGCUUCUCGAAACUGAUCAACAUCACCCUUGACACCGUUCUUCCCAACCUUCCAAACACCACUCUCCACCAAUUCACGCCACCGAUCCAUUAGCCUUUCGAAUCGUUGAGCCCGCGAUUCACCCCCGAAUGGGCGAUAAGACCCAUGCUGGAAAAGUUCGGACACCGAACCCCUAGACACGAGGGUUCCAUCGCUUUUCCUAGCACGAUGUUCAUCCCCAAACUCCGUGCGGAAUUUGAAAGGUAGCAAAAGACGAAAACCUUCCUCUUCAACAUCGUACUCUCCUCGACGUGCAAACUCGGAGUAUAGCCCUACAGGGAUGCGAUCACGAUUGUCGUAGGGAAUUGGGUCGUAAGCGGUGAAAAAUAGCCACCUUAUUUCCUUGUUGAAGUUGACCGUGCGUUUUUUGCUGGCGAAAAUCAACACCGGUGAUUUAACCGUGCCCGAUUCAGGGUGGCGAGGUAGGCCGGUAAACUUCUGGCGUGCUGCGAAUGCCGUGGCAUCGUGCGGUACUUCUAAGCCCGGUGCAAUGAAUUUGAAGCGGGGCGUGUUCACCUUGGACAGAACUGAGCGAAUGAAGCAAUUCUCCGGAACGGACGCUGCAUCUAGUUCGGCAUCGGUCAAAAGAGGAGAUUCUCGAGAGACCGAGAGAUGGGAGCGGGAAGGCAUCCUGGCUUCGAUUGCAGCCGAGAGUCGAUUCAUAGCAUCCACGCCGCUGUCGACUUGAGCAGAGCUAUAAGGUUGCCAUACCCACGACCCUAAUCGGUCAAUGGGGGAUGGGAACUCGUGCUCCGGCGGACUAGCAGUGAUUUUGCCAAUGCGAAGCAUGUGAAUCCAGUUGGUCAGCAUCGUCUCGAGCGGGAACCACAUGUCCAAAUGGUUCUUGAUAGGCUCGAUGCUUUCAAGAUUCUCAAUCACAAGGGGCAUCGCUACACGAUUCCGCUUCUGAUCAAAUAAGAGGCCGAUACCAUGCGAUCCGAAUUCCACCCAAGAGUUGUAGAGGAUGACAAAACGCUCCUUGUUGCGUAGCAUGCUUUCCCCAUCCAUGUAAAGAUCAGCUGGGGACAUGUCCA